Brassica napus (rape) is the source of this 1026-nucleotide messenger RNA. RefSeq lists its product as uncharacterized. Bases 1 to 1026 code for a protein of 341 amino acids. The record is from RefSeq and is a predicted model, not a curated record. The transcript has a single exon. NCBI's taxonomy places the organism in Eukaryota, Viridiplantae, Streptophyta, Magnoliopsida, Brassicales, Brassicaceae.
AUGGCCGCUUGUUCUGGAAAGAUGGGUGGAGAAGCCGCCUGCAGAUUAUCUCCAAUAUAUAUAUGUGUGGGUUCAGAUGAGGAAUAUUCCGAUCAAUCACUACACAAAGAAAGCACUAUUGGUCCUGGGGGAGGUUUUGCUGGAGAAGUGAUUGAAGUUGCUUUUGAUCUAGAAAAGCCACAGGUUAAAGAGUACAUAAGGGUUUAUGUAAAGUUUGAUGUGUCUAAACCUCUGAGAAGGGGGGAGGGAUUUACGAUUCCAGGAGGAGAAGAGUUGAACAUCUUAUAUGACUAUGAAAGAAUUCAGAAAAGGUGUUAUACUUGUCAGCGUCUUACUCACGAGCAACCUCAAUGCCCUUUCUUCAAGAAGGUACAUAUUGUGCCAGAAAAGCUUAUAGUUGCGUCGACAGAGAGGAUUCCACCAUGGAGGAUGGAGACUAUGGAUGAAUCUGAUCCGCUUUUUAGGGUGAUUCCGGAAGAUCAGUUAGGAUUGGAUCCUUUGUCCGGAAAACCGAAGAUAGCGAAAGAAGUUCUGGAAGGGAUGAGAAUGUAUCUGAUGGUAGCUGAUGGACCCGAAAAGAUAGCUAGGAUCGAAAGGAUAAGGAAAUCUUUGAGAGACCUUGAGAAUGAUCCUAUUGGUCAAAAAACCAUGCUCAGAUUGGAACCUAUGCCUACUGUGACAAAUGAUCUUGAUAAAGGCAAAGGAAUCGUCUUCAACUUUGAGCAGAAAAAGGAAGUAGCUCAUAAACCUGAGAAGUUAAUGGCGAGUGCAAUCUCUGCGGGUGUCAGAGUCCUACGAUCUGGGAAGGUGGUUACAGCUCUGCUAGACCUGAAUGAGUAUUCUGGUAGUACCCAAUCCGGUUUGCUGAUGGAGGGUUCAACGGGUUAUAGUGCUAGUUUCUUUGAAACUAAUGCUUCCAGGACUACUCUAAAGAAACCUAAAUCCAGAAGAAGGCCGGAAACUUACACAAGAAAAGCAAACGGAAACGUGCUCUCGGAGGAGAUUCGGCUAAGGGGACGAAGAUAG